This is a messenger RNA of Wallemia ichthyophaga EXF-994, 849 nucleotides long. RefSeq names its product Translocation protein sec72. The coding region runs from base 1 to 849 and encodes 282 amino acids. The record is from RefSeq and is a predicted model, not a curated record. Gene Ontology annotation, molecular function: Hsp90 protein binding. The transcript has a single exon. Lineage: Eukaryota; Fungi; Basidiomycota; Wallemiomycetes; Wallemiales; Wallemiaceae.
AUGGCAACGACACAGCCACCAGCAGGGCCAGCCGGGCCAGGAGCACGCCCACCACGCCCACCACCACCCGGACAGCGUGUGCAGAUAACUCCAGAGAUUGCUCAGCAAAUGGCAGCCAAAAUGCGUCAACAGCAGCAGCAGCAGCAAAUGUCUGCACCGCCGCCACCACCGAUCAGUCCUGCUGAAGUCGAUUUCGUUGAGCAGCCAGUGCGCGCUAAGGGUAGUAGAGUGCAUGUCGACAGCUCAGCCGCAUCAAAUCCACCAAACGCAAGUGGAAAGGCAUCAGACGCACCAGUCGCAUCAGAGAAGCUCCAAUCAGUGUGCAAUGACAUUAACUACCUCAUAAACAAACUCGAACAACACCCAGAAUACGCUGUACCACCACCGCCCACUAUCAUGAAACCACACCGCUCUCAGCAAUUCACAAAGUCUAAGGAAGACGGUAAUGCAAAGUUUAAAGAAGGCAAAUUGGACGACGCGAUACAACUCUUUUCAGCCGCUGUUGAUCUUGCUGCUGAUAGACCGCCUUGGGAAUCACAUGUUUUGGCUCGCGAGGAGCUCUCACUAGCGCUGUCUAAUCGCUCGCUAUGUUUUCAUAAUAAGGGCGAUUUCGAAAAGAGCCUCUCGGAUGCUAAUGCUGUCGUCGAAAUCAAGAAAGCUUGGUCUAAAGGUCAUUUUAGAAAGGGUAAGGCUCUCAUCGCACUCGAUAAACUCCAGGAAGCGCGCGACGCUAUCCUCUUAGGCCUUGACUUUGAACCUUCGAACGACGAUCUCAAGAAUGCUUUGACAGAGAUAGACACAAAGAUCAUUUCUAAUCAUCACGCUAAGCAGCAGCACAACAAGUUGUAA